ACCUCUGCAAACAUUUGGCUUUUCUCCUGCAUUCCUUCUAAAGCUGCUGGCUCUCUUCGAGCCUACCUCACCCAGUACCCUUUCGGCUGGCUCUGCCAUACAAAGCCCAGUCCGCCCAUCUCCUCUUUGCAAGCCCUGCGAACUUCAUUCCCCAUGUUGAAACUCGUCGGUGUCGGUGGCGGGCAGAACUGGGCAUGCUCAGUGGCGGGGACAGGUCCGAGAGGCGAGGAAGAAGCUGCAUUUGAAGUCUCAAGGCCUGGGGAUCAAAGGGAGGCGGGCCGUAGAGGCCCGGGCUGGGGCUGCGCUGAGAUCCCCAGUUCCGCGCCGGAGGCCGAAAUGCUCCGGGCGGGCGCGGCGGGGUCGCCGCGCGGGGGGCAGGGCGUGGGGGAGGUGGGGGAGUCGGCGGGAGAAGGGGAGGAGCGCCCAGCUCGCCAUCCCCCGGCGCCGGCUCUGCGGCUGCUGAGUCGGAAGCAGCGGGGUGGAUCUGAGGAAAGAAAGACAUCCGAGCAUGACCUCCAGGGAGGCCGCCUGAGCCGAAGCCCACGCGCUGCUCCACCGGCCCUGGGCAUGGGUGACCGCGGCGCGCAGCCGGAGCGCCCGGCCGCGCACUCCCCAGGGGCGGCCGCGGGCACCGGCGUCGCCGCCGUGAAUGGGCUGCUGCACAACGGCUUCCACCAGCCGCCAAUCCAGCAGCAGCUCUUCUGCCGCCAGGGCUCCGCGAGUGGCGGUGACGCAGCGCCCCCGCGCCCCCUGCUCCUGCCGGAGCUCCAGCCGCCGCCGCUGCUCCCGCAGCAUGACUCUCCGGCCAAGAAAUGCCGGCUGCGGAGGAGGAUGGACUCCGGGAAGAAGAACCGGCCGCCAUUCCCAUGGUUUGGUAUGGAUAUUGGUGGGACCCUGGUUAAGCUGGUCUACUUUGAACCAAAGGAUAUUACAGCUGAAGAGGAACAAGAAGAGGUGGAGAACCUCAAGAGCAUUCGGAAGUAUUUGACAUCUAAUACAGCUUAUGGGAAAACUGGGAUUCGGGAUGUCCACCUAGAACUGAAAAACCUGACCAUGUGUGGGCGCAAAGGGAACCUGCACUUCAUCCGCUUCCCCACUUGUGCCAUGCACAGGUUCAUUCAGAUGGGCAGCGAGAAGAACUUCUCCAGUCUCCACACCACACUGUGUGCCACGGGAGGUGGGGCUUUCAAGUUCGAAGAGGACUUCAGAAUGAUUGCUGACCUACAGCUCCAUAAACUGGAUGAACUGGACUGCCUGAUACAGGGUCUGCUUUACGUCGAUUCUGUGGGCUUCAAUGGCAAGCCAGAAUGUUACUACUUUGAAAAUCCCACAAAUCCUGAAUUGUGUCAAAAAAAGCCAUACUGCCUUGAUAACCCAUACCCUAUGUUGCUGGUUAACAUGGGCUCAGGUGUCAGCAUUCUAGCAGUGUACUCCAAGGACAACUAUAAAAGAGUUACAGGGACCAGUCUUGGAGGUGGAACAUUCCUAGGCCUAUGUUGCUUGCUGACUGGUUGUGAGACCUUUGAAGAAGCUCUGGAAAUGGCAGCUAAAGGCGACAGCACCAAUGUUGAUAAGCUGGUGAAGGACAUUUACGGAGGAGACUAUGAACGAUUUGGCCUUCAAGGAUCUGCUGUAGCAUCAAGUUUUGGCAACAUGAUGAGUAAAGAAAAGCGAGAUUCCAUCAGCAAGGAAGACCUCGCCCGAGCCACACUGGUCACCAUCACCAACAACAUUGGCUCCAUUGCUCGGAUGUGUGCACUGAAUGAGAAGAUUGACAGAGUUGUAUUCGUUGGGAACUUUCUCAGAAUCAAUAUGGUUUCCAUGAAGCUACUUGCAUAUGCCAUGGAUUUUUGGUCCAAAGGACAGCUGAAAGCUUUAUUUUUGGAACAUGAGGGUUAUUUUGGAGCAGUUGGGGCCCUGUUGGAGCUGUUCAAAAUGACUGAUGAGCAGUAGAGAUAGAUAACAGCUUCCUGUGAGGAUGGAGAAUUGACCUAGAGAAGGUGAAAUCGCCUUCGGAUGGAAGCCAAGCCAUCAUGGCAGAUGAACCUGCUGGAUUUGUAAAUUAUUUACAAUUCUUCUAGCUAAUCUUUUACUCUUAGUUUUUAAUCUUAUGAUUCAAAAUGGGGGAUAUAUAAGAGUUUUUUCUGUAAACUGUAUUUUAAAAAAUUGUGCAGUGUGGCCAAACUUACCAAUUUAUGCAUUAAGUUUGAAAAUAAUGUAUGAUAUCUAAAAAGGACCGCAAUGUAAGUGCUGUUUAUUAUUCUUCUGGGGUUUACUGAUCAGUGUGGUAAAUUUUAGCUUCAUUUAGUAAUUACUCUAGGAGAUGUUACCUUUACUUAUAUUUUUCAUGACGUUUCAUGAUUUGCUGUUGGUUUCAAAUGAAACUACAAAUCUGGCAUGUUUUACUGUGAACAUUUGUUUGUUUGCCCUCUUUUUUUUUCCUGUCCUUUCUGUUCAAAUGUCUGAUGGAAAAAAGAGUUCAUCAUUGUUUUUGUUCUCCAAUAAUCGUCUUCUCUCCUAGCCACAAUCUUCCUUUAAGAUGUUGUUCAUAUCAAUCAAGGUGCUGACCAACUCAAUGCAAAGUUCAACACAUAUCGAAAGCUCUCAAAAGAACCCAGGAAAAGAAGACUCUGAAAAGGGUUAUCGAUUUGAGUUUAUACAAUGUUGAAAUUUAUUUGUAAUGUUAUUCUUUACAAAUAUAAUGUUUCAUUUAAAUAUGUGUUAUGCUAUGUAAUGUUAAAUUGAAAUAUUCUCAUGGUGAAAUGUGCUUAUUCAUGUAUACAAUAUGAAUGGAAGGAAAUCCUUAUACCAAAAUCAAAUUAUAGGAUGUCAUGGAUUGAGGUACCAGGUGGUAAUAACUGUUUUGUACAUGUAUGUACAUAGGAGCUUUGUAACAAGGCAUCUUAAACAAUAAUAUUAAAGAUUUUGUUGUUGUUUUAUGUUUAAUCCUAAACUCUAAAAGUUAAAAAGAAAUUUAUGAUCUAUGUAUCUAUUUAUCCAUUUAUCAUUUUAUUUUAAUUUUUUUCCUUUUUAAAGAUUCCAUUAAGACUAGUGGGUAACUUUUAAAUGAGAGUCUUGUACAUAUAGGGAACACAUGAGAUCUAAUGAUCUUUUGGGUUGAGCAAACCCUUAAAAGGGAUUUUUUAAGGCAAUAUAAUUGCAAAAUCUCUUCUCUGCCUUCUAAGCACCAUCUUUAAUUGCCAUAUCUUUAGAGUCUUGAAGAAGUUGAUGCUAAUUGAAGAAUUCACUUGUCUGGUUGAAAUAAAGUCUGUUUUUGUUGUGA
Dipodomys ordii (Ord's kangaroo rat) is the source of this 3283-nucleotide messenger RNA. RefSeq names its product pantothenate kinase 1 (gene Pank1). Gene Ontology annotation, cellular component: nucleus; cytosol. The coding region runs from base 154 to 1953 and encodes 599 amino acids. Gene Ontology annotation, biological process: coenzyme A biosynthetic process. NCBI's taxonomy places the organism in Eukaryota, Metazoa, Chordata, Mammalia, Rodentia, Heteromyidae. Gene Ontology annotation, molecular function: DNA binding; pantothenate kinase activity; ATP binding. The transcript has 7 exons. The record is from RefSeq and is a predicted model, not a curated record.